AUGCGAUGCGCGAACAAGGCCGCCGAGAGCGCGUCUGCACGUCUCUGUGCGGACGCCGAAGCAGAAACAACAGCAACUGAUGUCUCAUCGGUUGCUGAAGCGACCCAGCCUGUGUCACUUGGUGAUGCAGGCGCUGGUCAUGAAGACACUCAUGUCUUCACAGAGUACGAGCUCGGUGUCUCAUACUCUCCUGAUACGGAUGACGGAUCCGUAUCGACGGCGAUUGAAUCUAAGCCGCCUGCCAAGCGUGGCAUGGACGAUGCUUUGCGUCGCAGCAUCUUUGGUUCAUCUGAUGAAUCAGAUGAACCAUCGCCGAAGCGAAGGCGCUCGAGGUCGCGAGACUCGGGCGCCAACAGUGGUGUCGGUUCUCCUGUUGACACCACUUCGCAACGAGGUGCCAGUACUUCCGUCGGCACGUCGCAAGAGGAGCGGGACCGCAGUGUGUUGCGUCUCGCUCCAGAAAAGAAGGCAUGGAUGCCUCCAAAAUCCGUCAUGGAUCACUUGUCGGCGACGACAAGCGAUCGUUAUCGAACACGAUUGUUCGAUUCGUCAAGGAUCCAUCACCUUGACCCCAGCGCGAAAAACUAUCGCGCUGAACAUGAAUUCUUCAUCGAUGCUUUCUUUAGACAUCGAUGGUACAGUGGGAAUCACAAACGUGAUGGUCCCUCUCUACUUCAGGCGUGGAACGCCUACAUCCAUAACCUCGAGGAUGUAGGUCGUGACGCUUGGAACGACAAACUUAUCAAAGCUCGUGAUAAGUUUGAAAAGCGAACCCCGACUGGGGCACGCUACAAUCUGCAUCGUCUGUCUAAGGAGGGGAUUGACAACCUGAAAUCCCUUUACGACCGUGCCGGGAAGACUUUCUCCGGCGGUCCUUCUGCGGCACAGGAUGUGCCGCGUCGUACUACUCAACCAGACCCAGUACUUCGAUCAUCAGUUGGGAGCGGGGCUCCCAAGAAUCCCAGGACGGGGGAUAGCCGCGCCACCGGACGAGAUAACUCGUCCGACGUCCGUUCACGUCGCGGUGGUUCAACAGCUGCUAAACUGGAUAGCGCUGGCCACCGCGAGAGUCCUCUAAUGGAGGUGGAGGAGGAGGAAAGACGCUCUCCACACGAUCAUGUGGAUCGGUGUGUUCCCGAGAGCUUCUUUGAUCGCGUAACGCAAGGGUUAUGCGACGAUCUCGAACAUGAGCGGAAUAGGCGUCUCCAAAUGGCGGAUACUGCCUCGAAGCAUCGAGCUUAG
Peronospora matthiolae is the source of this 1242-nucleotide messenger RNA. The record is from the annotation of a GenBank genome assembly. Lineage: Eukaryota; Oomycota; Peronosporomycetes; Peronosporales; Peronosporaceae.